CUGUGUUAUUGGAGGAGCGUUGUGAUUGGCUGACGGAAUCCGUAGGGAUCUGAGUGACUCCGGGGGGGAAUGGCGGGGCUGUGCUGCGCGAGGGCCACUAGAGCCUUACAGCUGGGGUUGGGGGGCCCCAGGCUGCAUGGAUAUGGGGUCCGCUGUCACAGCACCUACGAUGUUGUCAUUGUCGGGGGAGGAAUCGUAGGACUGGCGUCGGCUCGGCAGCUCAUCCUCAGUCAUCCCAACCUCCAGUUUGCCAUUUUGGAAAAAGAGAAUGAGAUUGCUUCCCAUCAGAGUGGCCACAACAGCGGAGUGAUUCACA
Bufo bufo (common toad) is the source of this 316-nucleotide messenger RNA. RefSeq names its product L-2-hydroxyglutarate dehydrogenase, mitochondrial-like. The transcript is spliced from 3 exons. Gene Ontology annotation, molecular function: (S)-2-hydroxy-acid oxidase activity; (S)-2-hydroxyglutarate dehydrogenase activity. The annotation marks the transcript as partial. NCBI's taxonomy places the organism in Eukaryota, Metazoa, Chordata, Amphibia, Anura, Bufonidae. The record is from RefSeq and is a predicted model, not a curated record.